Molecule: messenger RNA, 2087 nt
Organism: Morus notabilis
Lineage: Eukaryota; Viridiplantae; Streptophyta; Magnoliopsida; Rosales; Moraceae
Product: O-fucosyltransferase 1
Exons: 9
Coding region: 115-1683 (522 amino acids)
Cellular component (GO): endosome; trans-Golgi network; cytoplasm
Source: RefSeq, a predicted model, not a curated record
CACAGAAGACUGGAGAGAGAGAGAGAGAGAGAGAGAGAGAGACAGAGGGGGGGAGGGAGUUGAAGAUCUCCAUAGCUGAAUCGAAAGCUAUAUCUACAGCCAACUCCUCCAACAAUGCGGAGACCAGGUUUACAUCAUCGAUUGCACGGGAAGCCGGCAGGAGGAGCUGUGAAGGGAAUGGUUGGGAGGCUAUCGAUCGCCGUUGCGGUGCUCUUGAUCUGCACUGUUUCGUUGCUCGCUAAGAUGACCGGCAAUGGCAGUUCUCGAUCUGUUUACCGUUCCGAGAUCCAUGUAGAAGAACUUUGGAAUAGUGCUAAAUCUGGUGGUUGGAGACCAUCAUCGGCUCCCCGAUCAGAGUGGCCCCCACCACCAAGUGAAACAAAUGGUUAUCUACGAGUACGAUGCAAUGGUGGUCUCAAUCAGCAAAGGACUGCGAUUUGUAAUGCAGUUCUAGCUGCACGAAUUAUGAAUGCUACUCUUGUGCUGCCUGAGUUGGACGCGAACUCCUUUUGGCACGAUGACAAUGGUUUCCGUGGUAUCUAUGAUGUUGAUCAUUUUAUCAAUGCCCUGAGGUAUGAUGUGUAUAUUGUGGAAAGCAUACCAGAAAUUCGAAAAAAUGGGAAAACCAAGAAGAGAAAAGCUUUACAGAUCAAUCCCCCUAGGGAUGCUUCUGUUAGUUGGUACACUACAGAAGCACUAAAGAAAAUGAAGGAACAUGGUGCUAUUUACCUUACGCCGUUUUCUCAUCGUUUGGCGGAAGAAAUUGACAACCCAGAGUACCAACGAUUGAGAUGCAGAGUUAAUUAUCAUGCUUUGAGAUUUAAGCCUCAUAUUAUGAAGUUGAGUCAAUCUAUAGUUGAUAAGCUCCGGACACAAGGUCACUUCAUGUCUAUACAUCUUCGUUUUGAGAUGGAUAUGCUGGCAUUUGCUGGCUGCUUUGAUAUUUUUACCCCGGCACAGCAAAAGAUAUUAAAGAAGUAUCGGGAGGAAAAUUUUGCCCCCAAAAAGCUACUUUAUAAUGAGAGAAGGGCCAUCGGAAAAUGCCCGUUGACUCCAGAAGAGGUUGGCCUUAUAUUAGGUGCAAUGGGCUUUGACAACUCUACCAGGAUAUACCUAGCGGCUGGUGAACUCUUUGGCGGGGAGAAGUUUAUGAAACCAUUUCGCUCGCUAUUCCCUCACCUUGAAAACCACAAUUCUGUAGAACCCACGGAAGAGCUAGCAGGAAAUUCCCAGGGGUUGAUAGGGUCAGCUGUGGAUUACAUGGUUUGUCUCCUCUCCGAUAUUUUUAUGCCUACCUAUGAUGGCCCAAGCAACUUUGCCAACAAUCUCCUUGGACACCGCUUGUACUACGGCUUCCGGACUACAAUCAGACCUGAUAGGAAAGGUCUUGCACCAGUUUUCAUCGAUCGGGAGAACAGAAAGAUGGCUGGUUUCGAAGAAGCUGUAAGGCAAGUAAUGCUCAAAACAAACUUUGGUGGGCCACACGAACGGAUUCCACCAGAGUCUUUCUAUACAAAUCCUUGGCCAGAAUGUUUCUGUCAGAUGUCACCAAAGAAUCCGGCAGAUAAAUGUCCACCAGAUAAUGUCUUAGAGAUUCUUAACAGCCAGUUGGGGAGUGAAGCAACAAGUGAUCCAGAUUCCUUGAACUCAUCAAAUUCCACAAGAUCUGUAGAAGACAGAUGAAAAGUUUUCCACGGACUUCUGACUGGUGAUUGUUAUACAACCCUACUGCCGAGUCCUCUAGCCAAACUGAAGGAAUGAGUUUCAAGAACCAUGCUCAGCGCUUCAGCAUUCAUCAUCUUGAGCGAUUCUGCUCAAGUACUUGGAGUGAUUUUUUUUUUUAUCUAGGUAAUAUACAUUUAGAUAGCUGAAAACGUUAUUAAAUGAAGGUGGCCAGAUAGUCUACAAGUUUCAUAUGAGUGUAAAAUUUACCCGAUGUAAAAUGAGGUUCAUAGUUUAUUUGAAGCUGUUAUAGCGCUGGAUUUUGUAUUUGACCUGUUGGGGGAGUGUUGGACGAUAAUGCCUCGUGUUCACUCACUUCCUUUCAACUUGAACUUGAUAGUUUUGUAAUUUUCUUUUCUUUUUGU